CAAAAGAACAUUCCGUACGCAUGCGCAAGUCCGUAGGUGUGCGCAGCGGUUUUUCCUGAGUCUCGUUUUUUGUGGAUGUGAGCUAAAACCAGAGAUGGCGAGUCCCACAGUUUGUCUGGUUGUUCUUCUUUUAGUCGCCGAGUCAACGACCAAGCAGCUGAACACGGAAAAUAUCUUGAUUAACGUGACAACAGGAACACUUCCAGACACCAAGCUACAACAGUCCAACAGCUUACAGAUCAAUUUUAACAUCUCAGUGGGCGAAGAGCAGGUGCUGGUCAAUGAGAUCCCAGUGGAGCUUUUCGGAGUCACCAGGUUCAACUGCCAGGCUCUUCUCUUGGAUAACAGCAAUGGAAGCAGUGAGUUUGAUUCGGGGGACUUGCUGUCGACCGUCACCCGUGUGAUGGUGAGCCAGAACAGGCUGUUCAGCGACUCCGAUGAGGUUGUGGCUCUUCAGGUGUUCAGUGAAGUGAUAGAGUUGGAAGGCAAAGAGGUCCAGCAACCUGACAUGUGUGAGGUGAAAAUACUGAUGAGCCCAGACUUCCAGAAGCUGGCUCAGUUUACCAACAUUUACCCCAUUGGACACAGUGAGAUCUUUAGGAUUCCCAGAGAAAAUGAUGUGGUUGUCACAGAUCCACCAAACUCUAGAAGAGAUGAAGAACAGCUGAUGUCUCAGACCACCAGCCAGUACCCCCACACAGAGAAGCACUCAGAGACCACGCAGGAGGAGAUUGCAGCUCCAGGGAAGCUUCCAGAAACUCCACUGCGUAUGGACCCCGACCUGCUGUCUGAUGUCAGAUACAGCAACGAGUUUAAGGACACAGAACCAAGCCCGUCGGAUCAGAACAAGAUGGGCAGCCCACCCAAGGAAGUGACAUCAUCCUACUCUGCCAUGUGUCAGUGGGUGGAGCAAGCGAGGGAGCGUCUACGGGACUUCUGCUAUGAGUCCCUGCCCAUCUUCUUCCUAGUCAUGUGGGUGGUUGUGAUUGGUGUUGUUGGAUCAGCAUUCAUUGUCAAGAUCUUGGACCUGUUCUUCCCGGCCUGUGAACACAAGCACAUUUUCCACAUAAACCCCAUCACUCUAAUGCCAGAGGAGGAGAAGCUCAGUCUGCUGGAGAGUGCAGAAUUAGAGCCACCUGAAGAAGAUACGAAGCCUUGAAGAAGAGCAGGCUUGGCCCAGCUCAUUUUGUUUCUGAUUUGCAGUUUGGUUAUGGCCUCUGGUUCUGUUCCCUGCUUACAGUCAGACCUGUGACCAAUGCUUACCAUUUCAAUUCAGUUUACUGUUUAGUCUUGGCACCUGAUGAAGGUGACCGUCAACGUAUAUCUCCCAGUGAAAUGACCAAGUCCACCAUGGGAGCAGUGGUGGACUUUUUUAAUUAAUUAGCUUCCAAAACAUGGGGGAGGAAUUGAGGUUCCGUUUAAUUUGCUCCAAACAUUUCAUUCUCAAAUAUUUCACCACUAUAAAAGGAAUCUUACACACUUCUGCAACGACUGGAAAUGCAGAAGGCCUGGUGUGUUUGUUACCUCUGUUAAUGACCGACAGCAGCAAUAAUAAACUAAACAGUUUCUUCUGGGCUUUUUAAAAAGAAAUGGUAAUUCAUGAUGGGUUACCUCUUCCCAUGUUUUUCUGUUAAACACUUAAUUUUUUCAGUAUAAAUGAAGUUAGCGUAUUUAUCUAAACACAGUUCCUUUAAAGCCAGUGGAAAAUCAGGCAAAUUUAAAGCAUAAAUAAAGAAACUCCCGACAGUGAUCAUGUGAUACCAAAACAAUGAAUCUUUUUUGUAAAGUUUUGUUUCGUUUUAUUGGUAUGUCUUUUUAGUGGUUGUAGUCACAAAUGGCUGAUGUGCAGCACUGUACGCUUAACAGAAGAGAAUAGAGAUGCACCGAUCAGGCUUUUACUGGCUGUUAACAAUUACCGCUCUCCUUUGACCUGCUGAUUCUUUUUUUUUCUUUUUCAUUGUGACCCAUAAAAAAAACAAGUGUUGCAGGUUGGUAGUUGAGUGCAGGAGAACGUCCAGCAAUCGCCCUUAUUUAUCCAUUAAAACAUUAACCAUUGUUUUUGUUGAGCUGGAAAAAGUGCAUUAGAAGAAGAUACAUUUUGAAGAGUUUUAAUUUUGAUGUAUGUAUGUAUAUAUAUAUAUAUAUAUAUAUAUAUAUAUAUAUAUAAAUAAAUAUGAUCAGAGCCUAUCAGCAGAAACUUGUCCGACUCCCUGGACGACUGAUUGGUUCAUCAAUCUGAUCCUACUGCACAGCUGAAAACUUUGAAUGCAGUACAAUAAAUAGUUGUUUUUAUUUGCAAGCAGGCAGUGCCUGCUCUUCUGUCGCACUUUAACUGGAAAUCAUUAGCGGUGAAACAAGGCAGCCCUUUGAGACAAAUCUAUGCAGAUCACUUUCUCGGCAUGUUUCGUGUCACAAUUUAGAAACAGUUGAAUGUUAUUACUGAGAAGCAGCUCCUUGUGAAGCCUGCUGCACAUCUGUGAGGUUCUGCUGAUUGUUCUGCACAGUGAGGAGGAGGGGUUUGUGUGGCACUAAAGUACCAGUGUGUGUUGCUUACUGUACAUCCAGGAAAGUAUUCACAGUGCUGCACUUUUCCCACAUUUAGUUACAUUACAGACUUUUUCCAGAUUGUAUCAAAUUAAUCUCUUACCUCAAAAUCCUGCAGACAAUACUCCAUUAUAACAUGUGAAAGAAGUUUGAAAUUGUUACAAUUUUAUUACAAAUAAAAAACUAAGAAAUCACAUUUCUAUUUAGUAUUCACAGCUUUUGCUUAAUCCACCUUUACAGCCAAAUUGCUGAAAACCAUCCCCAUAGCAUGAUGCUGCCACCACCAUGUUUCAAUGGUAUUGGUCUGGUGAUGAGCAUUGCCUGGUUUUCUCCAAACAUGACACCUGGCAUUCAGAUCAAAGAGUUCAGUCUUUGUCUCAUCAGACCAGAGAAUUUUGUUUCUCAUGGUCUGAUAGUCCUUCAGGUGCCUUUUGGCAAACUCCAGACGGGCUGCCGUGUGCCUUUGAUGAAGGAGCAGCUUUCAUCUGGCCAUUCUAUCAUACAGGCCUGAUUGGUGGAUUGCUGUACAGAUGGUUGUCCUUCUGGAAGGUUCUCCUCUCUCCACAGAGGAACAAUGGAGCUCUGACAGAGUAACCAUGGGAUUCUUGGUCACCUCCCUGACUAAGGACCUUCUCCCCUGAUCGCUCAGUUUACACGGCCAGCCAGCUCUAGGAAGAGUCCUGGUGGUUCCAAACUUCUUCUUUUUACUAAUGAUGGAGACCACUGUGCUCAUUGGGACCUUCAAAGCAGCAGAAAUUGUUCUGUAUCCUUUGACUUCAUGCUUGAUGUUUAUGCUCUGACAUGCACUGUCACUGUGUGAGACUUUAUAUAGACAGGUGUGUGCGUUUCCUAAUCAUGUCCAUUCACAGAAUUGACUCCAUUUAAGCUGUAGAAACAUCUCAAGGAUGAUCAGUGGAAACGGUAGGCACCACAGCUCAAUUUUGAGUUUCAUGGUAAAGGCUGUGAAUACUCACUUAAAUGUGAUUUUAGUUUUCUAUUUGUGAUAAAUUUGCAACAAACUUCUUUCUCAUGGUCAUAAUGGGGUAUUAUGUGGAGAAUUUAGAUGAAAGAGAUUCAUUUGAUACCAUUUGGAAAAAGGCUGUAACAUAACUGAAUGUGGAGAAAGUGUAGCGCCAUGAAUACUUUACAGAUGCACUGUACAUUGAAAAAGACAAAUGAAGUUGAUCAUAAUCUUCCUGCAUGGUGAACACAAAAGAACUCUGAACAGAUGUAAACUACAGAACAAGAUGAACCACAAAGUCAUUAUUGAAGUGACUCAGCACUUGGUCUGUAUUUGCCUGUGAAAGCUGGGCAGAUGUUGCUAAUCUCAUGUUCUGUAAUCUAGAGUGCCUCAGAUGACCCAUUUCUUCUCAUCACUGUUUAACCAGGCUGGUGUCUUAGCAAUCUAACAGGCUGUUAGUCCGACGCUAACAUAAACAUGCUUUUGUCUAUUCUUGUUCCACUUUUCAGUAGAAACUGGCAGUUUUUACUUGGAUCAGCUGAGAUCACCAGUCUGGACAGGACUCUAAGAGCAGGAAUGCAUGAUGUUUGCUCUUUAGAAAAAAACAUGCAUGUGUUGUGUAGCCAGUGAGCGUGGCAGCCAUCCCCAAACUAAAUCAGCUCUUAUGGCAGGCAAUAUGGAAGCAUGAAUUUUUAGAGAUUUUGCUGAAAAAUGAAACAUUUGAUAUAGCUCUGUUCAAUCUGUAUUGCAACUGGGUUGUGUUUUGGGGUUGGAACCUGGGCUUAAUAAAUGCUUUCCUUACAGUGA
This is a messenger RNA of Girardinichthys multiradiatus, 4312 nucleotides long. RefSeq names its product glycoprotein integral membrane 1 (gene ginm1). The record is from RefSeq and is a predicted model, not a curated record. The coding region runs from base 95 to 1159 and encodes 354 amino acids. Lineage: Eukaryota; Metazoa; Chordata; Actinopteri; Cyprinodontiformes; Goodeidae. The transcript is spliced from 8 exons.